This is a messenger RNA of Onychomys torridus (southern grasshopper mouse), 4173 nucleotides long. RefSeq names its product distal membrane arm assembly complex 2 like (gene Dmac2l). The record is from RefSeq and is a predicted model, not a curated record. The coding region runs from base 81 to 683 and encodes 200 amino acids. The transcript has 5 exons. NCBI's taxonomy places the organism in Eukaryota, Metazoa, Chordata, Mammalia, Rodentia, Cricetidae.
UGCCCAAUGGGCGAACGCGGCGGAGGGAAAAGCCGGAGGGCGAAGGGCCGGCCAGACGCAGGGACGCCGCGCGUCAUUAAAUGAUGAUGUUUGGAAAAAUUUCAAGGCAACUCUGCAGCUUAAAGAAAAUCCCACAGUCAUGUGACUCCAGAUACUUCUGGGAAUGGUUGAAUACAGUGUUUAACAAAGUAGAUUAUGAACGCAUCAAGGAUGUUGGCCCAGACAGGGCAGCAUCUGAGUGGCUGCUUCGGUGUGGGGCCAAAGUACGCUACUGUGGCCACCAGAAGUGGCUACAGGAUUACAACCACAUCCCAGGAAGCUUUGGGGACAGAUACAAGAUUCAAGCAAUUGAUGCCACCGAUUCUUGUAUCAUGGACAUUGGACUGGAUCACAUGGAGGGCCUAGAGCACGUUGAAAAAAUAAUACUAUGCAAGUGUCAUUAUGUUGAAGAUAACUGUUUGCAGAGGCUUAGUCAACUUGAAAAAUUACGAAAAAGCCUAUUGGAAAUGGAAAUCAUUGCCUGUGGGAAUGUCACAGACAACGGCAUCAUUGCUUUGCGGCAUUUUAGGAACCUCAGGUAUUUGUAUUUAAGUGAUCUUCCUGGAGUCAGAGAUAAAGAAAAUCUUGUCCAAGUCUUUGAAACAGCACUGCCUUCUCUAGAACUAAAAUUAAACCUGAAGUAAAAUACGUGUCUGAUUUCAGCACACAGGGUCAUUUGAAAUUGCUCCUACUAAAUAGCUACACACACUCCAUCAUCACCAGUGGAACUAAGAAGAUGUCUGAAUAAUGGAGAAGUAGAAAAUAAAUACUUAAAAGUGACUCACUAAAGUUACCUAGUUGGAAGAGAGAAAUUAUGUACAUUAAAUCACUUUUAAAAUAUGGAUAACAUUUUAAUUCUAUUGUCUUCCUCGUUGACAUGUAUAAUGUAUGUAUUGGUGUAGAUAUUGAUACAGAGAUCUUUAAACCGCAUUGCAAAUACUCUUUUUUGUGUUAUGAUAAUGUACAUCUCUAAAGGCACUGAGGCAUGUUGCUGCAAAUGCCCGACCGUGAAAAACUGAAAGCUCCAGUCACAGGUUCAGUGGUGGAGUCGGCUGUGCACAGUGGUGAGUGGUGUUGAGAACAGCACGCUGUAUUCCUUCCCAGGAUUUGUACAUACUGCUCAAGCUCCUGCAUUUCUGUGUUCCAAUAGGACAUACUUUUUAAAAAUACCCUUUCUCGGAAUGAAGAAUGCUGGUUAAUUCUCCCUACUUCUACGCUUGGGCUACUGCUAGAUAGAACUGAACACAGGUUCUCGUCUGUACCCAACUAGUUUUGCUGGUAAAACAAAGCAGGAGCCAGGCUGUCCUUACUCCCUAUCUACUUCAGACAGAAGUUAGUGCAUUGAUUAAAAGCUAAAUUUUGCUGUCCCUCAAAUAUUUUGAAUGCUACCUCCUAUGAACUCAAGGGACAUAAAAAUAUAAACAUGAAAAUGAAUUUUAUAUCUAGAAAACACUAAUAAAGAAUGUCAUAAGGGGAUAAAAACUAGUCUUUAAUUUUUUUCCUGAUGUAGCUGUAAUUCCAUCAUUGGUAGUUAUAUUCUGAUUCAUGUGUAGGUUUCUGUAUGCAUGGUUGGAUAUCGGGUUGCUGAAUAUAAAUUUGACUAGGAAUGACCUACUGCAGUGCAGCUCUCAGGCAGAAAAGGGAACUCCAGCUGGUUUUAGAACUCUGCUUAUAAAAACAAAAACAAAAACAAAACAAAACAAACCACCCUAAUUCAUGGGAAAGUGACAAUUACAUAUAUGACUGUCAUUUGCAAGUCAGAAAACAGUAAAUAAAAACAAAGACAAAGUAGAAGACAUGUAGAAUGGUCUCAUGGGGUAUGUGCUGAUUCCACAUAGGAGAGGAGGCUAGCAGGUUUGCUCAGAUUUCCAUUGCGCAUAGGCAUAAAUGUAAUAGACUGCACCGAAGAAAGGCAAGCCCUUUUAUCUCAGGUCUGUUUCAGUACUGUGUGGCCCAACAGCUAAUUUGUCAUGACUUCAUCUGGAGAGGCUUUUCUAAUCUACAGUUUUCUGUAAAACUACGGAUAAAUUAGGCAGUUACCACCAUUUGCCACCAAAUACAUGUUUAUUGUCUUAAGAAGAGCGUUGGGGAGGCAAUCUGAACUAUUCACAGAAGUUGAUAUCCUUCCUUGUCAUUUAACAUGGCUGUCUAAGAGGAACUGAGUAACGCCGGGGCUGUUCUUUAACCCACCCUCAGUCAGGUCUAUGGAAGAAGCUUUCUGUACUAAGGAAGCCUUAAUUUGCCUUGGAGUAGCCAAGAUUGUUGAACAGAAUUUAGUAAACUACAUAGCAGGAAGGGAACGGGGCUAAGUGAUGUCAUGAAAUUAACACAAGAAGGAAAAUGAGCGUGCAGAGGAAAUGUUGUAAAGGUGCAGGAAAAUAGAGCUUUGAAAUCCAUGUCUGAGAACUCCUGUGAACCAGCAGCACCAACCAGAAAUGAUAGUGAGAAACUGAUAUGGGCUUACAUUGCCCGUGUCCAGGGGACAGCGAAGAAAAGCUUUGCUAUUAGCAAUAAUAAACCGAAUCGAAGGUAAUUUUAUGUCUCACUGUUUAAAAAUCCUCUCUAUUCGGUUUACCACUUCCUCAUUUGUUACACUGUAUUCAUUAGCAUGGUAUGUACACAUAUAUAUGUGUUCAAGUGUAUGAGUGUGUAUUCACAGACAUGUACAUAGACAUGAUAUAUAGAAUGUAAUAAGAGAUACUUUAAGGAGAGAAUAUCAGUUAGCAAUCUGCGUGUUUCUUGAUUCACAUUGAAGUCCACAAGCAAUUACAUCUAAAUCCAGAUCAUUUGAGUUUUACUUACAGAACAGUCUUCAGGUGUGAGGAUGAGCUGAAAAACGGAGUGAUAAUUAUUUACUGGCUGACAGGCUCUUUCUGUGAGGCCUGUGGGUCUUGUCCUAUCCCUUUCUGAUGCAUCCUUUCUUAGGGUAAAGAUAAAACUAUAUGUAAGAGAUGUAUAAGUAUCUCAUUGGUUAUACAAGCAUAAAACCUACAAAGUUUUAAGACUAGAUAUUCCUAUCAACUUAGAUAUCCUAAAACAUGUCUUAAAACACAAAAAUCAAGAAAGAGCAAACAGGAAAUAGCAUCAAACAUUUUGACUUCAGGGACUAAAAUCAUACUUAAAUAUGAUUUGAGAACAACAGUAGAGAUAGGACUCAAAACAGAUCUAAAGAAAUGCAUGUGGACAUUUCAUAAUCCACUUUUCACAUAUGGCAUAUGGCAAACGGAAGCAUAAGGCCUUUGGACAUCCUCUGGUGCAGCUAUGGGCAGCAGGCACAGUUCACGCUCAGUCUUUCCACUCUGCUGCUUAGAUAAGCAGAGGGUGAGAUCCCAGCUUUUGCUGUCUUCUCUGGACACCCCACCAAGCACGGGAGUCUGGAUCUGGACUUCUUCUUCGUAUCUUCCCGCCAAGUGGUCUCCAGCUUCCUGUCUGUAUUUUCUCCUGAUGUGUGGUCACUACAGGAAUCAAAUGUCUACAUUUUUUUUCCUUCAAAUUAUUGGUUCUUCAUCACUCUGCCCACUCCUUAAAUAUUUGGAAAAUGGUAGUUAAAUUUCUUGGUACUACAGUGGUACUUCUUAUUGUCCAAAGCUGGGAGGAGGCUGCUGCUGCUGGUUAGCUGAGGUAGGUACUGCAACUGAAACACAACACAAGAUCAGGUUCAAAACUAGGCCAUGCAGGGGUUCGUUAUUAUUUAGAAUAAAUCACAAAAGAAAUAGCUUUGGAGGUACAGAAAUAAAUCUUCCUCUUAUGAAGUCCAGAACCUGAGAGGCGGAGAAGUGUUUCAAUUUGGAUUUUUCCUUUGCUUUCAAAGAUUUGAUUUAUAUUUUAAAAGCAGCCCAAGCCAGGUAUGUUGGCACAAAAUGUAAUUCCAGCACUCAGGGAGCUGAAGUGGUAAGAUCACAAUGGACCAGCCUGGGUUACACACUGAGACCUGCCUCAAAACAAAGCAAAAACACAGAAGCAACCAAGAUCUUGGGUUAAGUUCCCACCACCAUGCACAAACACACAGAACCCACAUUAAAAAGGAAAAACACACAGGACUGGAGGUGUAUCUCAGUAAUAACUUGCUUGGUUACAUGUGAGAGGCCUUAGAUUCCAGCCCCAGCACCAAACACACACACACACACACACACA